AUGCAUUUCAAUAACGUACCUCAGCAAGUAAUUCGUGAACUGAGGUCUUUCGACGACUUCGGGUUACUUUCUGCUCAGAUCAUGAAGACCGAUUUUACACAAACACAAUCUAGUGCCGCACCUUUCAUGGAUAAGCUGUUAAGUUAUGAAGUUCCAUCUAUAAGCAAUUCUGCUGCUAUUCCCACAACUGCGGAUCCGUCGGAGCUGGGUGGAUCAUCCGAAAAUAGUGAUAUUGAACAACUAGAAGAACUAAUUGAUCAAGGGUACGACGUCUCUGCUGUGCUACGUGACUUGUCAUCAGUUGAAGUACAAGGAGAGAUCUGCGCAGUAGCGCCUGAUACGGUUACGAAACCAGUGGUGAAAGGGAAAAUCGAACCAACAGAUUGA
This is a messenger RNA of Ostertagia ostertagi, 387 nucleotides long. NCBI's taxonomy places the organism in Eukaryota, Metazoa, Nematoda, Chromadorea, Rhabditida, Trichostrongylidae. The record is from the annotation of a GenBank genome assembly.